AUGACCUCGGACCAGACUUUCGAAACCGUCUUCAACGUCCCCAUGGAGUGCCAGGCGUGUGUGGAGUCCGUGGAGGCGGCGCUCCGCCAAUUGCCCCUCCACGGAUUCAAGGCCGACUUGAAAACCGAGACCGUCACCGCCGUCGGCCAGGUCUCGCCAUCCGCCAUAGUCAAGGCCAUCCAGGAAACCGGCAAGGACGCCAUCAUCCGCGGCACAGGCAAACCAAACUCGGCGGCAGUGUGUAUUCUAGAGACCUUUGAUGAAAGCGACAGGGAACAUCCCGUCAAGGGCUUGGCACGCAUCGUGGCCGUCAGCGACCAGCAUAUCUACGUGGACUUGACCGUGAACGGCCUAGCGCAGGGCGUGUACUACCCGCAGAUCCGGGCCCUGGGCAACUUGAGCCGCGGCGCCGAAUCCACGGGCAGUCUUUUCCACGCCUUUUCGGCCGUGGAGGUCAACCAGCCUUCUAGCGCAGAGUCCACGGUGCACUCCAU
Messenger RNA from Metschnikowia bicuspidata var. bicuspidata NRRL YB-4993, 494 nucleotides. RefSeq names its product copper chaperone (gene CCS1). The record is from RefSeq and is a predicted model, not a curated record. Lineage: Eukaryota; Fungi; Ascomycota; Pichiomycetes; Serinales; Metschnikowiaceae. The annotation marks the transcript as partial. Gene Ontology annotation, biological process: superoxide metabolic process. Gene Ontology annotation, molecular function: metal ion binding. The transcript has a single exon.